AUGGAAGGGAAUUUUUCAUCUGGAAGUAUGAUGCAAGGAAAUGGUUCUUACAUAGACUUUGACUUACGAGGGCCAAUGAGAGUUCAUCAUGGCCAACAACAUGCUCUUGCACUUCACCAACAGCAGCAUCAGCCUCAUCCUGGACAAGGAUCAUCGACAGUUCAUCCCACUAUUCAUGCGAGUUUUCCCCUCACGAUAGGACAGAUGCAAGAUUGCGACAAAACUGUUUCCCGGGCAGACUACAGUAAAAGGGAGAGGGGAAAAUCUGCAAGUGAUGAGGAUGAGCAAACUUGUAUGGAAGAAAAUGAUCUGAGCAAGGGGAAGAAGGCUUCUCCAUGGCAGCGUGUGAAAUGGACCGACACUAUGGUCAGAUUGUUGAUUACAUCCGUUUCUUACAUUAGCGAGGAAGCAGCUUCGGAAUAUGGUGGUGGUGUGAGAAGGAAAUGUGCAAAUUUACAGAAAAAAGGCAAGUGGAAGUUGGUUUCAAAAGUCAUGGCUCAAAGGGGUCAUUUUGUUUCACCUCAGCAAUGUGAAGAUAAAUUCAAUGACCUUAACAAGAGGUAUAAGAGACUCAAUGAGAUCCUUGGGAGAGGAACUUCUUGUGAGGUUGUUGAGAAUCCAGUGCUAUUAGACAUGAUGGAUCACAUCUCAGCUAAAGCAAAAGAAGAGGUUCGGAAAAUUCUAAGCUCAAAGCAUUUGCACUACGAAGAGAUGUGUUCUUACCAUAAUGGGAAUCGGUUGCAUCUUCCCCCUGAUCCUGAGUUGCAACGUUCUUUACGCUUAGCCCUUAGAAGUAGGGAUAAUGAGGAUGAGGAUGUGAAAAGGCAUACACAAGAUGAUGAUGAAGUUGAUGAAGAAAUUGAAUUGGAUGGACGAGAUGAAUCCGAGGAGAAUCCCGUUAUGUUUGGGGAUCACAGGGCAUAUAAGACGUCAGGGAGUUCUGCAAAGAGGAUAAAACAAUGUCAUAAUCAUGAAGAAUUCAGUUUUGGAAAUUCUUUGAAUUCUUUGGACUGCAACAGAACUUCCAAUAUCCAGCAAGAAAAUGCAGAUGCUGAUAUAAAUCAAGUGCAACCUGAAGGCAUGAAAGAAAACAUGAUGCAAAAGCAGUGGAUAAAUCAGCAUACUCUUCAAUUAGAAGAAAAAAGGCUUCAUAUUCAAGCACAGAUGUUGGAACUGGAGAAAGAGCGGUUCAAAUGGCAGAGAUUUUGCUGGGAAAAGGACAGAGAAUUGGAGAUGACGAGGUUGGAAAUCGAGAAGAUGAAACUUGAGAAUCAGCGGAUGGCUUUUGAGUUGAGGCAAAAGGAAAUUGGUUUUGACAAUAUGUAA
Fraxinus pennsylvanica is the source of this 1326-nucleotide messenger RNA. Lineage: Eukaryota; Viridiplantae; Streptophyta; Magnoliopsida; Lamiales; Oleaceae. The record is from the annotation of a GenBank genome assembly.